GUUCUUUUGUGCAGAUGAGCACUACACUACUCUGUCAGGGCACGUCACUUUGCUUCUGUGUGUCAGUAAUCGCGUUGGUCAAUGUGUAAUUCUUUUUAGGCUUAUAUUUCUCUUGGGUUCGUACGGAAAGGACACUCUGGUUUAGUCUCCGCAGUUCCGAAGUCUGAUCACUAUAAGGACCAAACACAAAGCGACAGAUCAAUAUGCUGAAUUCUAAAGGUCUUAUGGAUAGGAUAAAGGACGGGGAGACUGUCAUUGUUGCUGAGGGGUAUAUCUUUGCAUUUGAACAUCUUGGAUACCUGAAAGCCGGACCGUUCACCCCUGAAGUUGUAGUGGAUCAUCCCGAGCUUGUACGUCAGAUGUACAAGGACUUCGUGCGCGCAGGAAGUGACGUAGUCCAAGCUUUUACGUACUAUGGUCAUCGUAACAAGUUCAAGCUCGUCGGGCGGGAGGACGAGCUCGAGAAACAGAACCGUAUUGCUCUCAAGUUGGCGAGGGAGGUGGCUGAUGAGACGGGAACCUUGAUGUGUGGUGACCUCAGCAAUACGUUUGUUUAUGAACCUGACAACGAGGAGGCGAUCGCUACCACAAAACAGAUGUUUAAGGAGCAAGUUGAGUGGGCGGUUGACGAGGGGGCCGAUUUUAUUGUGGGCGAGACAUUUGGUCACCUAGGUGAAGCGAUUCUUGCAACCAAGGCCAUAAAGGAAUAUGGAAAAGGUGUACCGGCAGUUAUCACCAUGGGAACGCAUUUCAGCAAGUAUUCCGAAGAUGGCAAGAUAUCGACCGCAGACGAUGUCGAGUUCAACGAAGCCCUUCGACGUCUCGUAGCUGCUGGUGCCGAUGUCGUUGGCUUUAACUGCAUGUCGGGACCAACGUCUAUGCUUCCCUUGCUCGAGAGCGCUGUGAAGGCUAAUAUCGGGGCUCCUUUGGCUGCUCUACCAGUGCCAUACAGGACAACUUUGGAAGAACCAAAUUUCACAUGCAUCAAAGAUCCAGCAACAGGACAGCGAGCCUUUUAUGCCGAUCUAGACUGCCUUCUCUGCUCUCGCACUGACAUCGUCAAGUUCACUGAGCGUUGCGCCCAACUCAAAAUACCAUACCUGGGACUAUGCUGCGGAAACUCGCCUCACUACACACGGACCAUGGCCGAAACUCUAGGUAGGGUCACAGAGGCAUCCAAGUUUUCACCAGACAUGUCUAAACAUGGAUUCUACGGUUCAAAAGAUGGAAAGGUCAACACGUACUACACCAAAAUGACCCAAGAUCUGCCAGCAUCCAGACCCAUUGUCAUAAAGGAAUAGAGAAGACUACACUCGGGGAGCGACAAUGGCAUCAAAAGUCGGAAAGGUGAUUUUUCGAAGGGGGCAGCUUUAGUCGAAAUGGACUUAAAACGAGAACAUAAGGAGGAAGAAGGAGGACAAUAAGAAAAAGAAUGAAUAUUUGAUUUUCAUUAUUGCAUCGUAUAGAUAACGGAUCACAUAUAACCUAUAAAAUACAGACGCGUUUUCUGUUUUAACGUGUCUAGGCAAAUGAAAGUAGAUAUCCCGGCUCGUAAACUAAUCUAUUAUAUGUGUUAGAUAUGCAAUAAAUGAGUAGAUAGUAUUUUUAAAGUCAUCAAAACAGUUAAUUGGAUAUCACAUAGUUUGAUAAUUACUUUUAUAGUUGCUUCUUGUUGAGUUAAAAAUGAAGUCUACCCAAUAAAAAAAAGUUGAUUUAUAAAAGCGAAAACUCAAACAGACGCUAUAGGCCAACAAACGUAAUAAAAGUCAGAUUGGAAAUGAAAAAUGUAUGGCACUUUCGCUUGAUUUAACUAUACGACUUUCUGCACAACACUGAAUGUAUGCAAAUAAGGGCAAUUGAUGACACAUUUUCAUUUUUUAAAUUGUUGUCAAUAGAAUUGUGGGAGACCGCCAUCUUGAGCUUGGAGCUUGAAAUGGGUGGAGGCUUCGAAAGGAAAGGGAAGAGAAACACAGGCUAUAGUGCAACAAUCUAGAAUUUAUGAUAAAGAAAUUCGACAUUCAGUCAUAAAAAAUUAUAGUGAUAUGGAUGCCGAUAUGAUAACUGUACCUUUUGACCAUAUUUACGUGGAAGUAUAUCCAAUCUACGUUUUACAUUGGAGAAGGAAUAUUAAAAUAGUUGAUAUACAUUUAAAAAAUACCAAGUAAAUGUCAUGUGCGAUUACACAUCACCCUCAUUUGAAUACUGCCCAAAUUAUGUAUAACGAACGCUAAAAUAUAGGUGAAUCUGUAAUCGCUAUGUAAUACAAAUGUCUUGUUUCACAUACAUCCAAUUUUCGGCAUUAUUCUUGUUUCAUUUGUAAUUAAACCCCACAUAAUUGUUUGAGUUGAGUUUGGACUUACAUUCAUCACUGACCUGCCAUCAUUAGUACAUGUACAUGAUUAAGCUUCGUAUGUUUCUUUUAUUAUAAAAAAAAGUUCAAUUCAUGACAUUUUAUUCCUUAGUAACAAAAUUACUUUAUACAAUGAAUAAAUAAUCCAAACGAAAUUAUCCUGGAACAUACGCAACUUGUAAACAAAUGCUGUAAAUUCAUUUGGGAAUAGCAAUGAGAGCGGUAGACUUUAUUGUAUAAUCUGAUUGGUGAUAAAAUGAAAUUAAGUAUAGGAAUUCACCUUUUUACAAGCAAUGAUUUACAAGAUUUACUCCACACUUCAGUAAUUAAGUAUCUUGUUUUUUUUCAUUUCAAUAUCUUAUGUUUUGUAUACUUAACUAAUUAUAAUUGGGAUUCGUAAUUGGACUGUUGUUACAAUAAUUUUGUAAUGUUUAUCACUGUAAUUUUGGUUGAUUUGCAAACUGUGAAUAAAUGAAAUGAAAUGAAAAAA
Messenger RNA from Lytechinus pictus (painted urchin), 2840 nucleotides. RefSeq names its product betaine--homocysteine S-methyltransferase 1-like. The transcript has 8 exons. Bases 204 to 1301 code for a protein of 365 amino acids. Gene Ontology annotation, molecular function: methyltransferase activity; zinc ion binding. The record is from RefSeq and is a predicted model, not a curated record. NCBI's taxonomy places the organism in Eukaryota, Metazoa, Echinodermata, Echinoidea, Temnopleuroida, Toxopneustidae.